Molecule: messenger RNA, 657 nt
Organism: Acanthosepion pharaonis
Lineage: Eukaryota; Metazoa; Mollusca; Cephalopoda; Sepiida; Sepiidae
Source: the annotation of a GenBank genome assembly
AUGCCGACAAAAUUUUGCUUGCUGGUAAUAUUUUCUAUCUAUCUAUCUAUCUAUCUAUCUAUCUAUCUAUCUAUCGCAGUUUAUAUCUAUCUGUCUAUCUAUCUAUCUAUUAUUUUGAAUGCUGGUAAUAUUUUUUUUCUUUCUAUCUAUCUAUCUAUCUAUCUAUCUAUCUAUCUAUCUAUCUAUCUCAGUAAAUAUUGGUUAUUUAAUGCCGACAAGAUUUUUAUUGCUGAUAAUAUUUUUUCUUUCUUUUUUUCUUUCUUUCUAUCUAUCUAUUUAUCUAUCUAUCUCACCUUUCUUUCUCCCUUUCUUUCUUUCUUUCUUUCUUUUUUAAACUUCUUUUUCUUCUUCCAACUUUCGUUUUCUUUAUUGGUUUAUGUUUUUUUUGGUUUCUUUAUAUUAUUUUCUCGUUUUCUUUUUUUUAUUCUGUGUGCAUUUUCAUCCCGUGUUUUCCUUGUUAUUUUCAGUUUUCGCGUUUCUUUCUUUCUUUCGUUUCUUCUUUAUCCUUUAUUUUUUCUUUUAGUUUUUUCUUUGUUACACUUUCUUAUUAUUAUGUCACAAUGUCUUCAUUUUCUUUCUUUCUUUUACUCUUUUAUUCGUUUUUACUCCAGAGUCCAGAUAUCUUUCAUUUUCUCUUUUCUUCCUUUUAAAUCCUAA